AUGGGGGAUUUUGGUGUUGGCCAUAAAACCAAAUCCGUGUGCCGUCCCCUGCCCGUCACGUUUCACCGCGCCUUUGACAUGGUGCAUGACCCUCUGGUGGCACUGGAGACCCUGAUUUCCCUGGGCUUUGAGAGGGUGCUGACGAGUGGCUGUGACAGCUCAGCACUGGAAGGAUUGUCCUUGAUUAAGAGGCUUGCAGAACAGGCAAAGGGCAGAAUUGUGGUGAUGCCAGGAGGUGGCAUCACGGAGCGCAACCUGCAGAGGAUUCUGGAAGGCUCCACUGCUUCCGAGUUUCACUGCUCUGCUCGCUCAGCUCGGGACUCAGGGAUGAAGUUCAGAAACCCGAACGUUGCCAUGGGAGCGUCCUUCUCUGCCCCCGAGUACUCCAUAAAGGUGGCAGACGUGGCCAAAGUGAGGACCCUGAACGCCAUUGCCAAGAACAUUCUGUAGUGGAGGGCCAAGAGCACAGAGACUCCAGAGUGUGCCCUGGCACACGGACUGAUGGGCACUGCUUCGCUCCUCAGGCUGCAGAGGAUGUGCACUAGGUGAUGAUGGAGCCUGACACCUCUUCCCUUGCCUUCCCCUCAAGUCCCUGGCCUGGAAACUUAUGUUGGCCAUUUUAAAUAAAAGGACUCAUUCCCAGAUGUUGCAGCAGCAGCAGCUGUUGGGCAGCAUUUGGGAGGAAGGGAGGUGAGCAGGUAGGGGGGCUGAAUUGUAUAGCACUGCAUGUGAUUGUCAAAUAAACACUGCAGCUGCCCCCCUCGU
Molecule: messenger RNA, 765 nt
Organism: Zonotrichia albicollis (white-throated sparrow)
Lineage: Eukaryota; Metazoa; Chordata; Aves; Passeriformes; Passerellidae
Source: RefSeq, a predicted model, not a curated record